AUGAGUGAUUGGUGGCGGGGAAUACUUGACGUAUCGCUGAGCAAUGUUCUUUUAUGCCUGUCCUUGUACUGUCUGAUCCAAACAUUUCUGGUAAAAGCCUGCUUUCGGAUAGCAUGUUUACGUGUUCCGGCAACAAGAAUGCAACUCAGACUGUCUUUUGGACUGACUAUAUUCUCAUUUCAGCUCGAAACCGAGGCCGUAUCGAUUAAAGUGGGACGUCUGCGCUUGAGAUGGCGACAGGGAAAACCAUGCAUUCAUGCUGCGAGAGUUGUAAUUCAUCUCAAAGAUACAACAUCCGUAUCGAAAGCCGCGAGUUCGGAUUCAGCUGCCAUCAGUUCACAUGCUCUGGAGGUCUGCAUUAAAGACACUGUGUUUUCUUUAGUGAAAACUUUCAUGCCUCGAGAUUUGUUGUUUGAGAACCUCACGAUUUUCGAUUGCAACAAGAGCCUUGAACUGAAAGUUAGGAGGGUGUUAAUUGAUCCAGCUUUAAGUAAAGACGAUACUGAGUUUAGAGUUCGCGUCAAUGUUGUUGAUGUUGAGGAGAGACUUUCCUACCAGAUAAUAAAAGGUAUCCAAUAUUAUUUGCGCAUCCGACUUUCUCUAAACUUAGAUCAUCAGGGUCAUCAUCUGAAAGUUCGCUAUUACGAGCAGUCUUUGAACGUCAAUGAUCUUUCGCUCCAGGCCCCACGAGAUCAAUUGAGUACGCGGUCUGAAAGGCAGCCCACAGAAGGUUUCCAGCGUGCAUUUGAGAAAUACAGUGGGCUAAUCUUGCAUCUUACAAAUUUAGAGUUAAGGCUCGAACGUCUGCGACUGCAUCAUCAUGACGGGCUUGAUAUCUACUUUUCAACACUGACAUUCUCCAGUCACCGUCUCGAGGCCCUGAAUCACGACAUGUUAGAUUUGCUUUCCCAGGAGGAGAAGUCCCCCAGAAAUAAUGAGUUUUCCGUGGCAAUUGUGGCUCUCGGCUGCAGUUUGCAGAAAGAGGAGAUCUUUAAAGCCUCGGCGAUGAACAUAACGAUAACCACUGACAUCGUUUCGCAUCUCGUUUCAGAUUUGAGCGUCACAAAAUGUGGUUGUACUUUUGCUGUGAUAGACCCUUCAAUAACGAUUCGCUCUGCUCAACUAAGCACACUGGCUGAUAUUAUCGCGCCAAGCGGCUCUAACGCCACCAGAAAUUCCGACGGAGCAAGCUGCACCCUCAGGUUUCUGAAAUCCGCGAAUUUUAUCACAAAAUGCAUAGUAUCAAAUUUCUUCCUCUCCUAUCAGAUGACAAAUCUCAGGCACCUUGUCCUGAGGGCCAACAGUAUACGUUCAUUCCUUCAAAAUGGCCUCCAAUCCUUUCCUAACUCUUCAUAUGAGAAGUUUUGCCCCAAGAGCUUCCUUGUUUCCAAAAGUCAUUCAGACAAUUUCCUAAAGAUCGACCAAUUCGAUUUGUCACAUUAUCGAUUCGAUGAAACUUCACCUUUGAAGCUAAAAAAACAGCCUCUAAUAAGAUUUAAUAAAUGGGAGUUUUUCAAUCAAGACUUAAAGGCCAGUCCCCAACUUCUAACAACCACUUUACGAGAACUAAAAUUCUCUUUCGAGGAUCUGGAUGCAUUAACGGAUCUGCAUGCCUCUAUUAAAAACUGGGCUCGUUUCUGGCAUUUGAUCAAAAGCCCCCCUCAACCAAGGGGUGCCCAAAAGACAGGGGCGAUUGAAUAUUUAAUCAAAAUGCGUUUAAAAGAUGCGCAUUUCACAUUUGUUGCGAAACAUCAUUUGCCACCAGAGCUUUGCGACGUAAAGGAAGGUGGUAAAAACUUAACAGAUAGGGCCCGAGGGGUUGGCAUUUUAGUGAGAGAAGCACUGUUGCGUUCCGAUUCAGACGGCAAGAGAGCGGAGGUUGGUAAUUUCACACUUUACCGUUUGCUAGAAAACGCAAGCGAAGUAAUGAUGUGGGAUGAAUUAGGCUCUUUCAGGAACAUUCUCAUAUCCGACAAAGGCGGUAUAUCAGUGACUCUCCCUACAUCAUCGUUGAAGUUUGAUGUAAAUGCCAUGUGGCUCUUCUUUUACAUGAAAAGUAUCGCGAACCGGUAUUUUCCAAAAAGUGACAAAGACGCGUCUUCAAACCGUCCCCGUAAAGAAAGCGGGCUUCUGCAUAAUUUCGGUUUAAAACUUAACAGUAUUGUUAUUGAUGUUGAGCUUCCACAAGAAACCAAGAUGUUGAUCUGUCUUCAAGAUAUAACGUUCAAACCUGGAGAGAAAGAAAUUUGCCUCAGAAAACUCAAACUACUCAUAGAGUCGGUAUACUCCAAAGGAAAAAGCACAAUGGUUCCAUUAUUAACAGUAGGCGACUUAAGUUUCGGCCGACCACAAAGUUUAAAUGACUUUGAUCUUAUAAUAAAGUCGUCUUUCAUUUGCUUCAAAACGGAGUAUCAUCUUCGUUUAUACCGAGUUUUUGACAACAUAGUCACUAUGGUAAAGGCGUUAAAACAAAUCAGGAUGGCAUACAUGGAUUUAUCUCAAUUCAAAAAACUUGAGCCAGUUAGUGAAAAUCCCAAGAAACUUCCUAACAUAAGAGUCGAAUCUGAACUUCUUCUGCUAAAUGUCGAAGAAGAUAUAUUCGAGCAAGAGCUUGGCCUCAUCUACAAGGUCGGUGUUUUGGAGCAAAGGGAUCGGCUUGAAAAGAUUGCUUUGUUAAAUGAACACCAGCCACGUUUUACAGAACAUGAUACUUAUGAAAUUUUCGAGAACGGUGAGUUGGGAGGCACUGGCACGCAACACCAAUUCGACCUUCAAAAGGAAAAGCUCCUCAAAAAUAUUUCUACCUCAUGGAUCAAUCGUUUUCGCAAGGCCAAACUUCUCUUCCAGGGCAAACGAGCUUCCGUAUCGAAAUCCUUGCAAGCAGGUGAGAAAGAAUAUCUUGUCUCCGAAAAAAUCCACUGUACAGUUUUUAAGGUAAAGGUUGAAAAUUUAGCUUUGACCUUAGGUCCACCAUCGUUUCCUCUCGAGAGCUCCUCGCAGUUUCUGUUUGACUUCGGAAAAGGAAUACCACAAUCCACAUGCUACACAUUUUUAUGUCCCAUGAAAGUGAACCUAGAGACAAAAAAUUGGACAUUUUUGCUGCGAGAUUAUCCUUUACCUAUUCUUUCCUUUCCGAAUACAUCCAUAGUUGGUGAUUUAGUUUUCGCAGAAAAGAUGCCAUCUUUGAUCUCAAAGCGAUCGAUUUAUGUCCCAUUUGUGCCCAUGUCAGAUUCUCAAGCCCAUUGUACUGAUUCAAUUUAUGGAGCCAACAUCGUUCGCACCAUUAACCCUUUGAAAACCUAUAUGAAUCUAGUGUGCUCGGUUAAUUCGUCGGUCCCGACUAAUAUCACGUGGGGCAAAUCUCUUCAGCCAGGAUAUCAGUCUGUGAUGGCGUGGUUUGAUUAUUUGACAAAGCCGCCACUGGAUCCUUCUGAAAAAUUAGGAUUUUGGGAUAAAUUCCGGCUGUUCAUUCAUGGUAGAUUGGUGUUCAAAUGGGCAACCGAUAGUGAAAUGCAUUUAAACAUCAAAGGUUCCCAUGAUCCUUAUAGUAUAACAGACGAAGGGGCGGGGCUUUCUUUUUGUUGGAGCGGAGAUACAGUGCUGUCUAUUCACGAAUCAGAUAAUCCGUGCGAAUUCCUUAAAAUUACGUCCAAAAACUUCAAAUUGGGCAUCAGAGACUUUACGGAUAUUCGAAAGAUUGAUAAAACCAUUAUGGAUCUUACUGGUGCUGUGGUUUGGAAAAUGGGUCUAAUAUUCGAGCAAGGAAGCCUGAAGAGAGCCGGUGAAGAAAAGCGAGACUCUAAAUUUCGUCCUCACUAUGAAGUUGAUCUUUGUAAUCCGCUUUUCGUCCCGGAUAAAAAGACUCACGAUUCUUAUCGAGGAUUUAGAAGUGAUUUCAUUCACAUGUCUUUCGGAGUUUACUCAAAUGAAUCAUCAUCAACCGCGAAUCAAAUUUUUUUGGCACCUCACACAAUGGCGCAUUUUUUGACCUGGUGGGGACUGUUUAGUGCUUACACAUCUGGCCCCAUUCGUCAAGGCUCCUUAUUUCCUGAUCUGGUUCAAAAUCCGAAGAAGUUUUCUCGAGCGCUAUUUACUGUGAAAUAUCAACUGUUUCUGGCGCCUCUAACGUUUUCACAUGUAUAUGGACACGCCGAUUCCAAUUCCGAUAGCACUGGAAAGAAUAACGUGGCCUUCACUGGCCUCAAAGGUAAAGUUGACUCACUUAAGAUCGAUUUGCACCAGAAAAGGGUUAGAUUGAUUCACGCUGAUAAAGUUCUAGGAAAUUCAAGAACAGUAUGGAAAUUUAGACAAAAUGAGGGCGAGGUUGACUGCUUAAAUGCCGAUGUCAGGUGUAUUAGUGCAGUUUUCAAUCAGGAAUCGGUGGAGGGUAUUUUAGCAAAAAACUUAGGUGUGAGGGAAGCCAAAUUAUUCGGUGGGUUUUCUGGAGGCGAAACAUCUGCAGACUCUCCUGCCAGCGAUGACGGCGUAGGAACUUGGUAUGACUUCAGAGAUUAUUGCGACCUUAAUCAAGUAUUCUUGGAGUCAUCCACGCCGCUGACUUUCAAAUCAACACCCCUUUUGUUUUCUCCCAGAAUAUCGUACUUGCGUCAUCGAAACGAUGAGGGCGAUGAUUUAGAUUAUCCCUUCGGCGAGGAAAGGUCCCAUGAUUGCAUGUUAGGACACAACGGGCCUGAGAAAACGCAAGAACAUCUGGCGCACAGUCGCGCAGUGGAGAUCGAGACUAAAAUGGAGAGCAUUAAGAAAAAUUUGGAAAGAAAUGACGUGCCACAUUCAACCAAAAUUCGCUUAAAGGAGGAGCUGCAUGAUUUUGGUCAUAGAUUGCAUGUGAUACAUCGAGUUUUGAAGGAUUUAGAGAUAUCCAAACUACCAAGUAGUACACUAGUGCUGGAUGACAUAGAAAGUCUGCCAUCUGGGUUUGAGAAAUGCGUUCAAACUACCACAGGAAAUAGUUCUGAACUUGCAAGAACACCAACGAUUCAAUCUUUUACAUCAAUGAAGAAGGUCUCGAGCGCAUUCGUGAAAUCGAGCUUUGAUAAUAAGUUCAUCAUUCACAACCCAUUUUUGAAGAUUAACAAUAGAACGAGAGAUCUUUUGAUGAAUUAUGCGUCAAAUGUCUUUCAUACCAAAAGAUCAUCAUUUUUCCAAACUCACAAGGCAGUCUCACUGCUGGAUGAGCUUUUGAAAAGUGGGAAAUGGGAUACUCCUGGACCUAUUGAGGACUCUGUCUUUUUUACAAUUGAGGAUUUCAUAACGAGCAAGGAGUUAAUGGAAAGGUAUAAUGAGAUCAUCCGAGAAGUUCCAGAAGAUGGACUCGAAGCCUUUGACAACUAUCAGAUUAAACUUCUCUCUCCUCAAAUUCAGAUGACGUCGAUUCUCGAGCAGGAAAAAGCUGUCGUAGUUACUGCGCGAGAUAUCGAAGUCAGCAUCAUUGAUGUCAAUCAGGUAUUCAAUCGAUCUGGCCAGCUCGUUCCAUUAGAUGUUAACACGCUGGUGGAAACAAGGAUAUGCACGAUUCUCAAUGAGGCUCGAUUCCUGAUAUUCGACAAACAAGAGAUAGUUAAAAAGAACGGCUUAGGAUUUCAUGUUAACGGUUAUGGUUUGGACUCGAAUUCAUCAUUUUGGCCCCCUUGGUUACCGAUGGAGAUGUGCUACAAUUGCGAGACGCUGGGAGAAUUUGUCUUUUUGGAAAGGAAUGACAUGGUUUUGACAUUCACCAGGCCAAAUUCUUUAUUCUUCAGCAAAAGCAGUCAAUUUCAGAGCAACGAGUCACGGCUUAAGGUUGGGUUUCCUAACGUUGUUUUCAAAUCCAACUCUCAGCAGUAUUCAGCCGUCUACGCAAUAGCAACCGACUUGGCAUCGUUUGCUUCGAAAUAUGAUAGAAAGGUUGAUAAAUUGUCGAGAAUUCUACUGGCCGACGAAGUUAAAGAGAAUCUAGAUAAGCUGGAAGCAUCCAUUGUUAUUCGUUUACAACAGAAGAUUAGAGAGCUAUACAGGAUGAGGGGCUAUUUGAAGAUUUAUGAUCCGCAAAGUUACAAACAAGCUGCACAAGAAAUUGCUGUUGAAGCACAAAUGAGCGUGAUAGAGCUUGAGUUACUCAUGACGGCAAUAAAAAAGAACUACGAUGACUGUAAGCGUUUUAGCAGUAAGGGUGCCGUCCAAGAUAAGGUCACUUGGCAGAUUCGAGCGGAUGAAUUGGUUUGGCGGCUGUACGAUGCCCACAAGAAGGAGUUUCUUAUCUUCGAGCUCGGACCGUCAUCAUUUGUUCGCUCACAAGGUUUGGAUGGCUCAAACAGCAAUAAACUGAAGAUUUCUACGUUAAGGUGCUUUAAUCUUCAGAAAGAUCCAGUUUACCGCGAAUUGUUGGCUCCUUAUACCGAAUUCUCAAAAUAUGAUGAAACUAAAGCAUCCAUCGAAAUACUGUGGGCCAUGGGAGUGCCAGUGGGGGGUAUUCCGAAUCUUGAAGAAUUAGUUGCUAUUUUACAGCCUCUAAAAUUCAAAAUGGACCAUAAGACAUCUGCCAAGUUAGUUGACUAUCUGUUCCCCGACAUUCCACACUCUCCACAAUUGUCAAAGAAUGCGAAACCGUCAAAUAUUAUUCCACUAACUUCUGACAGCGAUAAUCGCUCUCCUAUCCCAGAGUUAGUGUCCCGUGAUAUGUCUCGGCACUCCUCGGUCUCAUCAUCUCUGGUGUCAGACGGACUCGCCGAAAUACUACCCUCGAAUUUUUCAAGCGCCAUUUUGCAAGGUAGGCUUUCAUCUCCUGGGGCAGCUGUUUUGACGUCCGAAAAUGAUCUUAACGAAAUGGUUACGAGGUCUACCCAAUUUUUCAACGUCAAGACUGUGGUUAUACAAAGCGUGACGUUAUUAAUCAGUUAUCGUGGAUCGAAAAGCCUGAUAACCAACGUCGAAAAUCUCAAGGUCAAAGUCCCAACGAUGAAAUAUUCAAACAAACUAUGGUGUAGGGCCGAGUUUCUUGCCACGUUAAAAAGAGAUAUUAUAAAAGUGGUCGUUCAACACAUGGGUAAUAUUAUUGGCAACAAAUUCAUACCACACAAAAAGGAAAAGAGAUAUAAUUCACUUGAACCGAUAUCAUCUCUUGCCAGAACUGAAAGUUUCAGAUCUCAGAAUCCUUCAAACAAUGAUUUCGUUUUCCCAUCUGAGUCGAGAACAAGUAAUAAUCAGAGUGUGGCUCUUGACGAGAUACCUACUAGCGAAGUCGAAAAAUUCUACCCGGAGUCUAACUGA
Messenger RNA from Lachancea mirantina, 7266 nucleotides. The record is from the annotation of a GenBank genome assembly. NCBI's taxonomy places the organism in Eukaryota, Fungi, Ascomycota, Saccharomycetes, Saccharomycetales, Saccharomycetaceae.